Molecule: messenger RNA, 2036 nt
Organism: Calliphora vicina (urban bluebottle blowfly)
Lineage: Eukaryota; Metazoa; Arthropoda; Insecta; Diptera; Calliphoridae
Gene: DNApol-alpha73
Product: DNA polymerase alpha subunit B
Exons: 7
Coding region: 50-1921 (623 amino acids)
Biological process (GO): DNA replication; DNA replication initiation
Cellular component (GO): alpha DNA polymerase:primase complex
Molecular function (GO): DNA binding
Source: RefSeq, a predicted model, not a curated record
AAAUUGUUAGAAAACAUUACCUCUUACCAUUUCUUAAGAAUUAAUUAAAAUGGAUGCCGAAUUAAAGCAACAAUAUGAUGAUAUGGGUGUUGAGCCCUCACAAGAUGCGGUGGACAGAUCUGUCGAACUUUGCAUUACCUAUCAUAUUGAUGAUGCGGCCGAAUUUGUUGAGCAAUGGAUGGCAUUCAGCAUUUCCCAUUUGAAUGGUGCCGAACCCACUAUAGAGCAUCUUAAUGAAUUCGAACGUAAAGUUUUCCUAGCUAAACGUGAAAAAGAACUUUUUGCUGCUAACAAGAAAAAAGCUAACAAAUUGCCUUCGGCCAUUGCCAAUCUUACACAUUUAAAUGCCAUUUCGGCUAGCAGUGCCAAUCCUCUGGCCAUGUACGGUGUUGAGGAUGAUAUGAUAGAUGAUUAUAUGCCGGAUAUGAUUGGGGCCGGCACUAGCAGUAGUAUAACAUUAGAUGAAAGCGAAACCGUUCCGAGCACACCGAGUAUUUUGCAUACUCCUAAGGCUAAAAGUGCCUUGGCCAGAACACCUGCUCGCCACAAUGAUGCCCUCUUCAGUCCUGCUAGUUACUCGCCAAUUGGCACACCACGCACUCAUACAGCUGCUCCAGGCUCUGGUAAAGUCGUUUACACUUUUGGUAAUCCAACGUUAAUCAGCAAGACUCAAUGGUCGCUUUGCACAAAACCAAAAAUAUAUGUUAAGCAGUUGCUGCAACAUAAUGGAGAAUGUCUGGGCAUGAGCUCGAAUGGCAGAUAUAUGUUUGAUAGUCUACGUGAAAAAGCAGAAAUUGCGGGGGAUCGUGUCUUUAAUAUUGGCAGAAGUUUGUGCCAGAAAGUGUUUGGAGAAGAUGCUGAAGAUUAUGCCUUAGCACAAGUGGAUGUGCACUCACAGGAUACGAUAAAAACUAUAGGUACCAUUUUUAGCGACUACGAUGGUCCUUUGGAUCCCUCAUCCACUCUGCUUGUGGGCUCCGAUGAAAUGUCAUGUCGCACAGUGCGCCUAAAUUUUUCUAAAACCAAAUCAGUGGGUGUUUUUCCCGGACAAGUUGUUAUGGUCUCUGGCAUGAAUCCGAAAGGAGAUAUUUUCAUGGUUGAAGAAUUGUUUACAGAACAAGAUCUUAAGCCACCAACACCACCAUCUAUUGCCGAACAAUUAUGUUUUGUUAUUGCUGCCGGACCUUACACCCAAGAUGAUGAUUUAGUCUAUGAUCCUCUGCAAGAUUUGGUGGUUUAUCUAAAAGAUCAUAAACCGAAUGUGUUAAUUCUGUGCGGACCAUUUAUGGAAGCAGAACAUAAACUUAUUAGCGAUAAUGUAACAUUAGCGGAAACAUUUGAAAUUUUCUUUGAGAAGAUGAUUACAGGCAUUGUUGAAGCUGUUGGUGGUGAUACUACAAUUUUAGUUGUUGCAUCUCAUCGUGACGCUAAUACAGACUGUGUGUAUCCAACAAUGCCAAUAAGUCUUAAGAAAAUAUUUCCAAAUGUUCGCAUGUUACCAGAUCCUUCAUUAAUUGAUUUAAAUGGCUUGACCAUUGGUAUGACAUCUACAGAUAUCUUGGAUCACAUAUUUUACAAUGAGUUGCAGAUAAAUGCUGGUGACAAAGUAAAACGUGCGGUUAAUUAUUUAUUAAAUCAAAAAUCGUUUUAUCCCUUGAGUCCGCCCAAAGAAGAUGAAAUGUGUUACGACAGCUAUCUGGCUAACAAAUUUACUAACAUUGACCAGAUUCCAAAUAUAUUAAUUUUGCCAAGUUCACAAAAAUGCUUUUUAAGGGUUGUUAAUGGCUGUCUAGCCAUUAAUCCAGGACGUUUGGCCGACUGCAGUGGUGGAACCUUUGCACGCUUUAUUAUAGAUCCCCCAACACCAAAAGGAGAACAAAACAUUUAUAACUUUGUAGGUUGCCAAGUACGUAAAGUUUAGUUUACAAAUAUUAAUGUAUACCAAAACUAAAAAAGAAAACUAAACGGACUUAGUAUUUUAACUAUAAGAACAAAGCAUUUUUCAAAGUUUUUAAAUACAUUCAAAGUUUUUAAAU